AUGGUCGAGAGCAUCACCUCCGGUCAGUGGGGUCAGAGUAUCUUCGGCGGCGUCACGGUGCUUGGGCCAUCUGACCUCUCUGCCGAAGACUCACGACGCUUGAUCGACAACGGCAAGCAGUCCGUCGCAGCCUUUGUCAGGGUCAAAGGUCUGCGCAAGUCUCUGCUGGAGAAGAAGAAGACGUCGGAGUCGUCAGCGUCGUCAGCGUCGGCCGAGUCGGAGUCGUGGAUGUCGGACCCGGCCGUCGUUGACGUUUUGGACAAUGGGCUUGAGUGUCAGCAGGUCGAGUAUGCUGAUUGGAUGGACCGGCCAUUGCAGAUGUGCUGGCAGUGCCUUUGCCACGAUGAGUCGA
Molecule: messenger RNA, 352 nt
Organism: Symbiodinium sp. CCMP2456
Lineage: Eukaryota; Dinophyceae; Suessiales; Symbiodiniaceae
Source: the annotation of a GenBank genome assembly